AUGUACAUAUUACCUGUCACACUUAUCCUUUCAAAUUAUAUACUAACAACUUAUCAAAUAAACGAGAGUUCCGAAAAUACGGAAGUAUUGAGUGAACUAGUAACGGUGACUGACGCUAAAACAUUUCCAUUUGUGGCUGCAAUAUUGAAGAAAUCUAAAUACAUCAGUGCUGGAGCUUUGAUAGAUGACAGUUGGGUGUUGACGGGAGCUGACUCAUUAUAUCUGUUGAGAGAAUCUUCUAGAAUGAUUCGAGUGCGUCUUGGCAGCAUUAACAAUAUGAAAGGUGGCUACUUGACACCAAUUAAGUUUUUCGAAAUUCACCCAUACUUUGAUGACAGUAAACCGUUAUUUGAUAUCGCACUCAUAAAAUUACCCAAACCAGUAAUAUUGACACCCAACAUUAAUCCAAUAAGACUACAGAAGAGACCAAGGAAUGUGGUUGCAACGCAUUUUGUUGUAACAGCUUGGCUAAAUCUUAUGAAUCAAAUAAAAUCCUAUCCUUACUCAACAGAGCUUAAUAAACGCCGUUUACUGACCGUGUCUCAUUUACAUCCAACAGACCCUGAACAAUGUUCAGAGGAAUUAGAUACGUUUGUACCAGAUCAUAACAGCACGAAAGCUGUUAUGUGUCUGGAUCCAGCUGUUGGGAGUGAUCCUUGUCAGAAAGAAAUUGGAGCACCAGUAAUCUUAGACGGUAUACUUUGGGGUAUAGUAUCUUCAUGGAAAUCAGAGGACUGUGAUGUUAUGGGUGAACUGACAUUCGUUACCCUGGUCUCAGCGGUGGAGGUCAGGACCUGGAUACAUGCUACUAUACAUGGAAAGAUAUGGAAUGAGAAGCACGUUGUCGUUGAUUACGACUAAACUUAUAUCUAAAAUAAAUUUGACG
Molecule: messenger RNA, 886 nt
Organism: Melitaea cinxia (Glanville fritillary)
Lineage: Eukaryota; Metazoa; Arthropoda; Insecta; Lepidoptera; Nymphalidae
Product: trypsin-2-like
Exons: 4
Coding region: 1-861 (286 amino acids)
Biological process (GO): proteolysis
Molecular function (GO): serine-type endopeptidase activity
Source: RefSeq, a predicted model, not a curated record